This is a messenger RNA of Cyphellophora europaea CBS 101466, 330 nucleotides long. RefSeq lists its product as uncharacterized. The transcript has 2 exons. The coding region runs from base 1 to 330 and encodes 109 amino acids. The record is from RefSeq and is a predicted model, not a curated record. NCBI's taxonomy places the organism in Eukaryota, Fungi, Ascomycota, Eurotiomycetes, Chaetothyriales, Cyphellophoraceae.
AUGGGCCUCUCCAAAGCCGCCAUAAUCCCCAUCGCCUCCCUCUCCGCCAUCGUCGGCGUCUCCAUCCUCUUCAUCCUCUGGUGGUUCCCCCGCACCUGGACCAAAGGCAACGAAGACGAGCGCCGCAUCAUCGAUGCCGAGCGCCAGACCCGCGACGCCUACCUGGCCCGAGUGCGCGCCGAGCAACAACAACAACAACAGGCCGCCGGCGUGAACCGCCCCGAAGACGGAAGUGGUGAUGGUGAGGACGGGAAACCACCCGUCUAUGUCCCUGCCGCGGCGGCGGGGCCGCCGCCGGGGUAUCGGCCGCCUGUGGCUGGGCUGGGAUGA